ACAUGACACAAAGUCAAAGGUGAAAGGUCGUGGCUAGACAUUAACUUCCGGUUAAGUUACGUGUGCUUAGAGUCAGCUGUGAGCGUCGCGCUUCUGAGAUUUAUAAUUACGGGGAAAAGUCAUGGUUCUCCUUGAGAAUGACUCGUUCCUGACCGAACUGACGCGGCUCUUUCAGAAAUGCCGGACCAGUGGGAGCGUUUACAUCACAUUAAAGAAGUAUGACGGCAGGACAAAACCAGUCCCCAGGAAAGGAAACCCAGACACUUUUGAACCAUCUGAUAACAAGUGUCUCCUCCGGGCAACAGACGGCAAGAGGAAAAUCAGCACAGUGGUCAGCAGUAAAGAAGUUAUAAAGUUCCAGAUGGCCUACUCUAACCUACUGAGGGCGCACAUGGACGGUCUGAAGAAGAAGGACAAAAAGAGCAAAAGCAAGAAGACCAAAGCCACCCAGUGACCAGCGGAAGGUGCCGGAAAACCCCACCCACACAAACCGAGUCCCCCCCCCCCCACCCUUUACAUCAGCCCAACCUUAAUUACAGCUGCCAGCUCCCGCCUGGAAAAUGAGCCCAACCCGCGCAGAACAGCAGCGUGACAGAAUGGCGACUUUGGGUUCUGGGGAAGCCCGUGGGGCCUGACAGCAGGCUGGGGGUGCUGCCCAGUCCCAGCGCUUUGUCGAAGGCCUGCAGCUUGGCCGUUAAGGUAAAGGGGAACUUGACCUGCAGAAAGUACAGCCUGGUGUAGGGAGAAGGGGGGGGGUCCCUCCCAAAAAUCAGAGCAAUAUCGGUGGGUUUAAACUGCUUUCAAACUUGUAUUUCAUGAAAAGCAUUUCUGUUUUUGAUCGUUGCAUCAGUCACCUGUCAUCGCAAGCCUCAUUUUCUUUUGGUACUAUCCUCUGAUUGGUUCUUGGCACGUGUUCGUACAAGAUGAAAUGUUCUCAGGAUGUGUUCAGAAUGGCCCAUGUCAAAAUGGCCAGAACGUGAAAGAAUUUGAGUUCUUGUUGGCAAUUGUCAGUAUUUUCUGCGUGUGACAAUACCGGAUGUUUAAAUUUUUUAGAUCAUUGCGUUAAGUCUUCAUGUAAAUUGAAGAAAGAAAAAACACUGAAUUUUGGGAAAAAUAAAGCUUCCAGUCAAUGAAAUACUGGAUUAAUUUCCCCACGGUCCUUUGUUUUGGUUGUUUUUUUUUUUUGUUUUUUUUGGCACCCCUGAUCAAAUAAAUUCAUGAAGGAGCUGG
Messenger RNA from Paramormyrops kingsleyae, 1230 nucleotides. RefSeq names its product signal recognition particle 14 (gene srp14). Lineage: Eukaryota; Metazoa; Chordata; Actinopteri; Osteoglossiformes; Mormyridae. Gene Ontology annotation, cellular component: signal recognition particle, endoplasmic reticulum targeting. Gene Ontology annotation, molecular function: endoplasmic reticulum signal sequence receptor activity; 7S RNA binding. The record is from RefSeq and is a predicted model, not a curated record. Gene Ontology annotation, biological process: SRP-dependent cotranslational protein targeting to membrane.